CAAAUUUCAGAUUUUUUGUUGCAGUUGGUUCCUUCCAUUUCAACAACAAAAAUUAAACAGAGCUUCGUCCGAAAUUGGCGCCGGAAUUACGUUGCGACAUGUGGAAGCUGAUAUUGCUCAUUUCUCUUGGGUUCCCUAUUGUCAAUUCCAUUGGCGAAGGAUCGUUCCACGUCAGCGGUCGCUUGAUGUGCGGUGGGAAGCCAUACGCCAAUGAAAGUGUUUCCAUCUAUGAGAAAAACUACAUGUUAACCGAUAUUCUGAUGGAAUCACUUUUUACUGAUGAAGAUGGAAACUUCUCUGUUAAAACUUUUGGAAAAGACUGGCCCCACUUCACACCUUAUCUCUACGCGCCAAAUUAUUGUAAACCAGUUGAUAACUUUGUCUUUGCGGACAGAGAAUGCACAGACUCGGCUUUGCAAAUCUUGAUUCCAACAGAAUUUGUUUCCCCAACACGUACUCCAACCAAGAUUUUCGACAUUGGUGAAAUAGACAUGUCGGCUGAUGAAGUCAAAUACGAAAACGUUGGAUUGGGAUCUGUCGGAGGAGGAUUUCUUGUAAAUGACAAGAGAUGCAAGUAUAGAAACUCAACGAGUACCUGACUACAAUCGUAAUAGACUUGAUUCAAUUUUAAAUACAAGAUAUUUGACAUACAACUAUUAUUUUUUGAAUAAAAAUGAACUGUAGUACCUAUAACUAUUAUAUUAAACAACUCGUUUUUCAUAAAACUGUUUUUUCCGC
This is a messenger RNA of Caenorhabditis elegans, 738 nucleotides long. It is a transcript of the gene ttr-10, whose product is annotated as Transthyretin-like family protein. Gene Ontology annotation, cellular component: extracellular region; cell surface. The transcript has 5 exons. The coding region runs from base 99 to 599 and encodes 166 amino acids. NCBI's taxonomy places the organism in Eukaryota, Metazoa, Nematoda, Chromadorea, Rhabditida, Rhabditidae. The record is from RefSeq and is marked reviewed.